Molecule: messenger RNA, 986 nt
Organism: Plectropomus leopardus (leopard coralgrouper)
Lineage: Eukaryota; Metazoa; Chordata; Actinopteri; Perciformes; Serranidae
Source: RefSeq, a predicted model, not a curated record
UAGUAGUAGCAGUAGUCCCAGGCCCCAGCUCUUCUAAACAUUCUGAAACUGAAAUCAAGCGAAUCAGGAGAAAAUUAAAUUUGUACUGUAUUUGGUCUUGUAUUGUUCAACUCUGAAAGAGGUUGUGGUCGUUGUAAAAGUUAUUCCUCCCUAACAUGAUACCACAUGAACAAACUGUAAAUGCGAGUAUGCCUGGAAACUCUCAGUUCAUUUUUGAUCUCAAGGGCCACAGAUCAAAAUGCCUUUUAUAACCCAGGUAAAAAAAUAAGUCACUCAGGAAUAGUUUUGGUUGUCCACCUAUCCACUCUGUGUGCAUGGCGUCCAUCCUAUUGGACACAGAACCUGUCAGUCAAACAGGUAAUAGGAAGCAGCGAGCAAACAGGAAGGAGUCUCUCUGACUUUGGUUCUGGCAGCUUUCCUUUGUGUAAACCAUCUCCCACCUGUGGGAGCGAGACGCUAAUUUUUGUGUUGAACAAGCUUGCAAACCAAAUGAACUGGAAACCUGGAUUACUCUCAUGCAUCAGGGGAACUGUCGGCGCUGCGACAACUCGUGAUGUGCUGCUGCGGUGGAGUGUGACUGCUGAACAACGGUCAGGUUUUAUUGCUGCAGCAAUAAAGGAAAGAACCAGUGAAGCUCAGUGCUGGAACGAGUCAUCCACCUGCAUGCAGGACUCAAGCCGGGCUCCUCUCGGCCCCCUCGGCCCCCCCGCUGUGGUAGGACUGCAUAGUGUGCCGAUUUAUACUAACAAGCAGGGGUCGACAGAUUAUCAGCGUGGCCGAUUGUUGGGGCCGAUAUUUGGCAUUUUGCUGAUUAUCGGUAUUGGUAUUAUAUUUUAAUGAUCAAAUUAAUCAAUUAAAAGUGCAACGAAAGUGUCAGCACGGGAGGAACUUUUACUUUGUAAAACCUCAGGGAGAUAUUUUUUUUAUUCAUUUUUCAUUUAAAUUCCACUUGAGCUUAUAAAUGAUGUUGAACGUUUUAGUUUUGA